Messenger RNA from Papilio xuthus (Asian swallowtail), 2499 nucleotides. Its product is annotated as transmembrane 7 superfamily member 3. Gene Ontology annotation, cellular component: plasma membrane. The coding region runs from base 323 to 1963 and encodes 546 amino acids. Lineage: Eukaryota; Metazoa; Arthropoda; Insecta; Lepidoptera; Papilionidae. Gene Ontology annotation, biological process: negative regulation of programmed cell death. The transcript is spliced from 9 exons. The record is from RefSeq and is a predicted model, not a curated record.
UAAGUGAGCUGAACUUAAUAAAUAUAUGAGCUGUACUUUGUUUAAAUAAUUAUUAUAACUAUCGGUAUCAACAUCCAUUAAGUUCAAUGAAGUGAUAAUGGUGGCAAAAUACUUCUCACCUAUGAAGUUAUCUCAAUAAGUUCAUAUUGAUAAAAGUACUUUAAGAUUCAGUAGCUUGUUGUGCCGAAUUUCAUGGAUUUUAAAUCUGUCAAAACAAACAGCUGAUAUAUGUGACAGUUUGGCCCUAAUUAUUAGAACUAUUUCUUUUUAAAAUGUGCUAUGAAUAAUAUGUUUAUUGUUAAUCUUAGUAUUUUACUUCAAAAUGGGUUCUAGUUUUAAAUACUAUUUGAGUUUUGUUAUAUUCUUGUUUGUUUGUCUUCUGGGAGUUAAAACACAAAAUGUAACAUUAACAAUACCUUUAAACAAAACAACUAGUAUAUCAAAUAAAGAAGUAUUUGGCCAAUUUGUUAAUCUGAAUGCAUCAUCAACUCUUCAAGUUGGUUUUGUAAAUGGUACAAAAUUAAUAUCAUUUAUAAUAUUUCAAGUACAUAGUCAUCAUUAUAAUGUUACCGUGUAUAAUAAUACAUUAACAAGAAGUUCUUCGGUGUAUGGCACAAAUAUUGGAUUGUAUAGUAGUGUGAAGCCACCAUUGGACAAGUUUUAUGUUUCCAAUCAGAAUACAGUUGAUAUAAAGCUGUAUAUUGUAGUACACGGCUAUGGAAGUACAGAUCCUGUGCCUGGCGGCUGUAACAUGGAAUUCCAACCAUCAAUAUCACCAUACUUGCAUACAUCAUACACCAAUGAUUAUGUCUUAGUAGAAGCAGCUUCAGCAAGAGAUUCAUCUGAUAUCGCUUGUACAUCUAUAAAUGAUGUCAAUGUGGUAUUUUAUUUGAUGUACUUAGAAGAGAGGAAUUUUGACACGGAUGUUUACUUUGAAGGGAUAAAGAGCAUGUUAACUUUAGAUAAUAUUACAGAUAAUGCUGAAAUAGUACCUCAGACUACUUGGAGGAUGCGUCGUAUGCUGGGUGCGUACCCAGGCACUGGCGCAAUAUACGUAGCUGUCGCGUACAGUGCGGUCAACAGUAGUGCAUAUUCCGUGUACGUGCCUACAUAUAGCUACGCUUGUUCGCCGCUCGACGACAGCUGCGAGCUGCUUGACGAUGUGCUCUCUCAGCUACUAUGUGCCUCUCUACUGUUCUUCGGUAUGUUCCUAUGCUACUUUGGACAUCGUUUCUUUAAGACUGAGAUGUUUCUGAUCGGCUUGAUCAGCGGUGUGAUUAUCACUUACAUACUUAUAUCGUUGAUUGCUGAACUAGAACGACCGGCUCUCUUAGGUGCUGCUAUAUUAUCAGGAGCUUGCUUUGGCUUCAUUUGGUUAUUAUUCUGGUGGUUUUAUGGAAUACCAGUCUUCGCUGUUCUAUUGUCUACAUUGAAUUUAGGAUUUCUGUUCGCUGCAUUGAUGUACUUUGGGCUGCCAGGUGGUUUUGAAACACUUCAAGUUGACUUCAAUUUUUGGACUCUAUUCAUUUUAAUAAUGUCAAUAACAUCUCUAAUACUUCUCUCUACGACAUUUUUAUCAAACAUCUUGUGCUGCGCGAUACUGGGCGCGUACGCGACUGUGUACCCUAUUGACUACUACGUAGGGUCCAAUUUGAAAUAUAUCAUAAUUAAUACGGUGCGUCGUGCUGUUGUACCUAAGUUCAAUAGUGCUGUACUUUCGCCACCUUUCCAGUGGGCAGAUGCCCUGAUAACGCUUCUCUGGUUAUCUCUGGCCACCACCGGGUUUCUCUUCCAACAUUACCAGAACAGAAGAAAGCCGCCCUUCCCUCCUCCGCCCAGGAGCAUCAGACCGAGCCUGCCUGAUACUACAUACGGUACUGCUGGGAGAAGAUAUCGUGAUACUUUGCAAAGACCGCCCACGUCUGCGCGUCGGCAGACCGAAUAUACACCAUUGUUGUCGUAAGAAAUUAUUAAAAUUAACUACUCAAAACUAUCACAUAAAUACUGUUUAAUGACUCACUUGUAAUGGUCGGAUUUUUUUAAUUUUUUUUAUUAUUCAAAACUUGACUAAUGGCUCCAAAAAUAUAUUGUCAUGGCAUCUAAUAUUGGCGUUAAUUAUAAUUAAAAAUAAUUUUAUAUUAUCAAUUAUAAAUUUUAACUCGACUAUGAAUAUCAAUUAAGUUUUAUUCUUGUUGAAAUGUUUUUUAAAGUUAAAAAUAGUAGAUGUUAUGUUAAGUUUGCCUUUUCUCUUUAAGCAAAUUUUUAUAUUACCAAUAGAUUUCCAACUGUAUUGUAGAGUAAUGUUGUCUCUGUUUCCUCAAUGAGAGUGAAAGGGAUGGAAAUAUGUUCUUUGUUCAGUUUUUCGUCAGUGGAAAUGCAGGGAAAUGUCGUUAAUUUUAAUGUUAUGUUUCGUGUUCAUAUUUAGUCGCAAUUUUAUAAAAGUUUGUUUCUUCAAUGUUAUAAACAAUAAACUAGUCUGAAUAUAUUUGGUGUACUUAG